GCGCGAGUGUUAUUGGAACGCGAGUCAGGAGGCAGAUAAUGUCAUGUCACAGGACACCAAGUAGUCCUAUUUAAGUGGAGAGGAACGGAAACCUGCAGCCACCACCAUGAAUUUGGGUCCCAAGAACUCCUAUGGUAAUGGCCUGGCGUAUGCUGGCUUCAACCAAGACCAAGGUUGCUUUGCUUGUGGGAUGAACAAUGGCUUCCGUGUGUACAACUGUGACCCCUUGAAGGAAAAGGAGCGGCAGGACUUUUCAGAUGGAGGAAUUGGCUAUGUUGAGAUGCUGUUCAGGUGCAACUACUUGGCGCUAGUGGGUGGUGGCACCCACCCCAAGUACCCAACAAAUAAAGUAAUGGUGUGGGAUGACCUUAAGAAGAAACAUGUGAUUGAACUAGAGUUUGCUUCUGAGGUGCGAGGUGUAAGGCUACGGCGUGACCGCAUUGUUGUCAUUCUGGACACCAUGAUAAAGGUUUACACGUUUACCUCCAACCCACAGCAGCUUCACGUAUUUGACACAGCAAUGAAUCCAAAAGGGCUGUGUGUCUUGUGCCCAAACAGCAACAAUUCCCUCCUGGCCUUCCCUGGUCCCCGUACUGGCCAUGUUCUCAUAAUUGAUCUGGCCAACACAGAAAAGUCUCCACUAGAUAUACUUGCCCAUGAUUCACCUCUCAGUUGUAUUGCCCUAAACUUACCAGGAACAAAAUUAGCAACAGCUUCUGAGAAGGGAACCUUGAUCAGAAUUUUUGACACAGCCAGUGGGACUCAGCUGAAUGAACUGCGCAGAGGAGCAAAUGCUGCUACCAUAUUCUGUAUCAACUUCAGCCAGGACUCCUCCCUCCUUUGUGUGUCCAGUGACCACGGCACGGUGCACAUAUUUGCCACAGAAGAUGAGGACAAAAAAAACAAGCAGUCAAGCCUGGCAUCAGCAUCCUUCCUCCCCAAGUACUUCAGUAGCAAGUGGAGCUUCUGCAAGUUUGAGGUGCCUGGUGGGUCACAAUGUAUCUGUGCCUUUGGUCCAUCUAGCAACUCCGUCAUUGCUAUAUGUGCUGAUGGCAGCUACUACAAGUUCAGCUUCAGCGGCAAGGGAGAGUGUAACCGGGAAGUCUACUCCCACUUCCUGGAGAUGACAGAUGACAAGGCAUAAUCCUGGAUGCCUCACUGCCAUCCAGGAGUAAACAAGUUCUUGUCCACAGCUCCUUGGGGGCAUGUAGCUAAUGUACACUUGUAAUCCUUAAGAUUGUCCCCAAGUGAGCCCUCCACCAUCUCACACUACACUUGGUGUAUGAUGGUCCACUAGUAUUUUAGGAAAGACUCCCUCAUUCCACUUUUGGCUUAAACUUAUGUUGAUAUUAUAACUGUCUAUUUAUUUUUACUAAAUAUGUACUCUCUAAAAUUUAAACAUACUCCCAUAGGAUUUGUUAUACUUUAUCUAGUUUUCAAGGAAAUUUCAGUAUUUUCUUUCAUCUCAUGAUUCAAAGAUUUGACUGUUCAGUACAGAGGAAUGUCAAUUGAACUGUGAUGCAUAUCAGGGAAGACUGUUGUAUUACACUUAGCCAUAAAUUGGUGUCAUUUUAAUUUAAGAAUUUCAUUUAGUAUGUUAAAGAAACAAAAAUUAAGAUUUAUUGAUUAAUGAAUAUUGGAAAAUAUUUGAUGUCUUUAUAUAUAGGUACAUAUAUGGACCAAGCAUUUUUUUGUUGUUGAAUUGAGAGGUACAGCAAUUGCGUGGUGCUCCACUGCACUGCAUGCCGUGCCACAAGUCACUGGACUUGUGCUUACACUGCAGAAUAAUACAAGUGUACCUCACCUUAUGUAGAGCAAACAAGGCAAAAUUUGUAAUAUGUUGCCAAAACACUCACAGAAGAACACAUCAGCCUUACAGAAAAAAAAAUGUAUGCUUACCGAUAAUGAGGUCAUGUGAAAGGAAGAUUAUGCACACACACACACACACACACACACACACACACACACACACACACACACACACACACACACACACACACACACACACACACACACACACACACACACACACACACACACACACACACACACACACACACACACACACACAAACAAACUUUGGCUAUUCUUACUACUGCUUUACACUUUAACAAUCCUUUACACAUAAUUUUCUUUACCUUAUGUUCUCAAAAAACAUAUAUCUUAUAUUUACAUCAAAUAGGCAUGACAUCAUCUGAAGAUGCAGAUUUUACCUCAGGAACUGAGGAUGUGUAAAUGUAAGGCAUUGGAGACAGCCUUGUGCCAUGUCCAGACAGGUACAAUGGAAAGCAAACUUAGAAUUCAAAGACUUACCUGCUUUUCUUAAUUAAGGGUGCUGCUGUAAAUUGAUUUCAUAUUGAUACAAGUUAAAUUGACAUUCUACUGUAUUGAAAAUUUUGGAGUUUUAUAUUUUUAUGUAAUUUAAUUAAAUUUUGAUAUAUACAAAAUGGUCACAAAUUACAAUUGUGCAUUAAUUGUAUUCAUAAAUAAUAACUGUCAAUUGAUAAAAAUGGAAAAGCUGAUUAUCAGAUGAGUAACAGGAAGGAUGUUGGAGUAAAGGCUGAACUGAGCUAUUUUCUGUGCCGCCAUAGGAUGGAAGCUCUCUCUCUCUCUCUCUCUCUCUCUCUCUCUCUCUCUCUCUCUCUCUCUCUCUCUCUCUCUCUCUCUCUCUCUCUCUCUCUCUCUCUCUCUCUCUCUCUCUCUCUCUCUCUCUCUCUCUCUCUCUCUCUCUCUCUCUCUCUCUCUCUCUCUCUCUCUCUCUCUCUCUCUCUCUCUCUCUCUCUCUCUCUCUCUCUCUCUCUCUCUCUCUCUCUCUCUCUCUCUCUCUCCAUAACAGUCAAUGAGAUAGGAGCAGAUGCAAGUGAUAGUGCUUUUUGACUGGUGUUCAUAAACAGAUGAUGUGUCAUUUUGAGGCAUCAGUUGUAGAAUGCAUUAUAACUCUGGUCAUUUAAAAUUAUUAAUGCAUUUCAGUUCUCAUACAUCCUAGUUUUGCUCUAUCUGAUGAACAGUUUACAAAUUUUUAGUUUUUUUGCUUAUUUUAGAUUGAUUGUGUGAUACAUGGAGACUGUAUUCAACGUCCAGCAUGUAUAUAUGUAUAAAUGUACUCUAGUUACUAUGUUUGGUGGUGUAUGGUUAAUGACAGCAAAAUUUAAUGGGAAAGGCGUUUUGUCAGACUUUCAUUAUAACAGUGACUAGUGAUCUAUGAUUGAAGAAAUUGGUAGUCUCAUCUUCAGAGGGUGAAGUGACUACCAGCUGUGAUGAUCACUCCUUUCAUCCAGUGGGGCUGGGAAAUCAUGGUGUGGGAAUACACCACACUAAGAAAAUUAAUAAGGGACCAUCCAUAAACAGUCAUGUUCAUCAAGGAAGGUAGAAGCAAAACCCACAGAGAAGUUUUCCUUUAAUGUAAGGUUGUGAUGCCUAGAUGUUAAAACUGAUCACACUUUGUAAGAUAUAUUAAAGGAAAUUAAUGAUUGCAAACCACAACAUGGAGUGAGGACAAAGCAGAAGGGGAAGUUGUUGGAUUAGGCUAAUGAGAUUUUCAGCAGAGGAUAGCACUCUUACUAGAAGUUGAUGUUUUUUUUUUUUUUUUUUUUUAUUUUUUUUUUUAUUUAUACAAGUCCAGAGUUUUUAUCAGUAUUAAUUUCGUCACAUUAGAUAUUAUUUAUUAACUGUUAGGAAAGAGUUCAGUUAAGGUCUUCCACAGCGCACAUGAAUUGUGUUGGGUGACGUCUAGUGAGUCUGCAGUUACAGCCAACAGGUGGUAGUAAGCAUCAGCUUAUAUGUUAUGGAGCAUAUAGCUAUUGGAAAGGAAAAGGCUGAAGCAGUGCUAUCUUAAACCAGUGUUUUUUUUUUUUUUUUUUUUUUUUUUUUUUUUUUUUUUUUUUUAUGUAGGAAGGAUACUGGCCAAGGGCAACAAAAAUCUAAUAAAAAAAAAUGCUCACUGAAAUGCCAGUCCCUAAAAGGGUCAAAGCAGUGGUCAAAAAUUGGUGGAUAAGUGUCUUGAAACCUCCCUCUUGAAGGAAUUCAAGUCAUAGGAAGGUGGAAAUACAGAAGCAGGCAAGGAGUUCCAGAGUUUACCAGAGAAAGGGAUGAAUGAUUGAGAAUACUGGUUAACUCUUGCGUUAGAGAGGUGGACAGAAUAGGAGUGAGAGAAAGAAGAAAGUCUUGUGCAGCGAGGCUGCGGAAGGAGGGGAGGCAUGCAGUUAGCAAGAUCAGAAGAGCAGUUAGCAUGAAAAUAGCGGUAGAAGACAGCUAGAGAUGCAACAUUGCGGCGGUGAGAGAGAGGCUGAAGACAGUCAGUUAGAGGAGAGGAGUUGAUGAGACGAAAAGCUUUUGAUUCCACCCUGUCUAGAACAGCAGUAUGAGUGGAACCCCUCCAGACAUGUGAAGCAUACUCCAUACAUGGACGGAUAAGGCCCUUGUACAGAGUUAGUAGCUGCGGGGGUGAGAAAAACUGGCGGAGACGUCUCAGAACACCUAACUUCAUGGAAGCUGUUUUAGCUAGAGAUGAGAUGUGAAGUUUCCAGUUCAGAUUAUAAGUAAAGGACAGACCGAGGAUGUUCAGUGUAGAAGAGGGGGAUAGUUGAGUGUCAUUGAAGAAGAGGGGAUAGUUGUCUGGAAGAUUGUGUCGAGUUGAUAGAUGGAGGAAUUGAGUUUUUGAGGCAUUGAACAAUACCAAGUUUGCUCUGCCCCAAUCAGAAAUUUUAGAAAGAUCAGAAGUCAGGCGUUCUGUGGCUUCCCUGCGUGAUAUGUUUACCUCCUGAAGGGUUGGACGUCUAUGAAAAGACGUGGAAAAGUGCAGGGUGGUAUCAUCAGCAUAGGAGUGGAUAGGACAAGAAGUUUGUUUUAGAAGAUCAUUAAUGAAUAAUAAGAAGAGAGUGGGUGACAGGACAGAACCCUGAGGAACACCACUGUUAAUAGAUUUAGGAGAAGAACAGUGACCGUCUACCACAGCAGCAAUAGAACGGUCAGAAAGGAAACUUGAGAUGAAGUUACAGAGAGAAGGAUAGAAACCGUAGGAGGGUAGUUUGGAAAUCAAAGCUUUGUGCCAGACUCUAUCAAAGGCUUUUGAUAUGUCCAAGGCAACAGCAAAAGUUUCACCAAAGUCUCUAAAAGAGGAUGACCAAGACUCAGUAAGGAAAGCCAGAAGAUCACCAGUCGAGCGGCCUUGACGGAACCCAUACUGGCGAUCAGAUAGAAGGUUGUGAAGUGAUAGAUGUUUAAGAAUCUUCCUGUUGAGGAUAGAUUCAAAAACUUUAGAUAAGCAGGAAAUUAAAGCAAUAGGACGGUAGUUUGAGGGAUUAGAGCGGGUCACCCUUUUUAGGAACAGGUUGAAUGUAGGCAAACUUCCAGCAAGAAGGAAAGGUAGAUGUUGACAGACAGAGCUGAAAGAGUUUGACUAGGCAAGGUGCAAGCACGGAGGCACAGUUUCGGAGAACAAUAGGAGGGACCCCAUCAGGUCCAUAAGCCUUCUGAGGGUUUAGGCCAGCGAGGGCAUGGAAAACAUCAUUACGAAGAAUUUUAAUACGAGGCAUGAAGUAGUCAGAGGGUGGAGGAGAGGGAGGAACAAGCCCAGAAUCGUCCAAGGUAGAGUUUUUAGCAAAGGUUUGAGCAAAGAGUUCAGCUUUAGAAAUAGAUGUGAUAGCAGUGGUGCCAUCUGGUUGAAGUAGAGGAGGGAAAGAAGAAGAAGCAAAGUUAUUGGAGAUAUUUUUGGCUAGAUGCCAGAAAUCACGAGGGGAGUUAGAUCUUGAAAGGUUUUGAAUGUUUUUAUGUAUAAACUCUUGAUUGGAGAUUGAAGGACAAACAUUAAUAGUUAUUACCUUUGUUGGAAUCCCUGUCCACAAAGACCUGUAGUGACAGAAGAUGUGUAGCUGGUGAAGCAUCUACGGAAAGACUAAAGGGGACACGGGAUGAGAUCUAGCAACUUGUAGACUUACCAGACAGAUUACAUGGCAUGCAGUUUGAUGGGGUGCUAUCCAUUAGCAAGCACUGAUGCAUGCAGACAUGGAGUUUGCCUAAAAAAUAAUAAUUAUUAUUUGGGAUGAUAUAGUACAGUUGAAUACAUAAUUGAUUUACAUGCAAGAACUUAGAAUAGCAAAACCAUUCCAUGAGAAUUUAUUUGAACUUUUGGUCAUAUUUUACAUAAGUGUAGCAUGAUUGAUUUUAAAUUAUAUAAAUGAUAAAUUCAGUUUGAAAGCACAGUUUUGGGUGGAAUCAUUAUCAUUACAAUAAAACUAAGGUAUUUUUAAUAAUCUCUCCCAGUUUUUAUCAUCCAUUACAUGAAAGUUUUUCCAUUAUAAAACUUGUUGCAUCAUUUUGAUUUACAUAAAGUUAGCAGGAUGGAGGUAUACUGUCCCUAUUUCCCAUAGAUUAACAAUAUUUUUAAGGAUUUAAGUUGAAUUCCAUCAUGUAAGAACAAUGAUAUUUAAGCAGCUCCAGAAUUUCAAAGCUAUGAAAAAAGCUCCCUCCAUUCUUAGUGCUUCAUUUUAUCCCAUACUUUCUUUUUGGUAAACAUAGUUAGAAUUCAGUGAUGAAUAAUACAUAUUUUAUACAAUCAUGCUCCCAAAAAUUUUACAUGUGGAACGUAAACAAUUAUUUUUGUUCAAGAAUAGAAUUUUUAUACAAAUGAAUGCUGUACUAUGAUAUAUUACAUAAUGUGACAGUUAUUCUUUAUCUCUACCUGACUUACUGUCUUAAAACUGAAAAUCUGAUGAAUUUUAUAGCCAUCAUGGUCAUUUCACAAGAUAAAACAAUAAAAAGUUACUUUGUAUCUGUGAAGAGCAUGGUUUCCAAAUGGUGUUAUUGCAUUUUCACAGAUUAAAGAGUGUAUGACUGACUGUGAUUCUUACAAUAGGAAUUCAUAACUAUAUAAUCCCUGAACUAUAUAAAAUUAAGUACACAUAGCACUAUCUUUAUAUUGGUUAAUUUUUUAUGUUUUUUUUGCAUAUUAUAUUACAUGUUAUAUACCUGAUUAGUUUCAUAGUUGAACAUUUGUAGGUCUUUGGCUGUAAACCAUUUGGAUCUCCAGAUUCAAUAUUUACAAGGUCCUGGGUGGUAAAUUUUAACAAGACCUUUUGAAAGUUUGUAAAUUAUGAUGCUGGAGGUUCAUUUGAUAUUUGAAAUCUUUGCCUGUUCACUGAUUUGGUAUGGUACUGCAUUCUGAUCUACAGAGUGUCCAGUUUUUGGAUAUGAACUUGAUGUGGGGAACUAGGAAAGGUCUUCCAGUAGUAGGUUCAUUUGUGUCUGUGAUUGGCUUUACUUCAGAAGGUAACUGUCUGUCAGAGAAAACUGCUUAUUGCAGCUGAUUGGAAUAUACAGAGGAAUCAAGCUGAAACUUACAAUUUUUGUCAUUAUAUUGGAUAUACAGUAAAGUACAAGACAAGUUGUGAUGUUUGACUGCCCAAUUGUAGAGGCAGUUAAUUGCUAUCAUGAAUGGGGGUGUGGAUCAGCUAGAGUAAUCAUCAUCACCAUCACCUGCAUAUCUGUCAUCACAUCACAGCCAGAACUUCACUCAGUAUCAUUAUCAUCAUCAUCAUCAUCAUCAUCAUCAUCAUCAUCAUUAUCAUUAUCAUCAUCAGUGUAACAUCACCACAUGGAGUUAGAGCAAGUGCAACAAGUCUUCAGUGGAAGAAAGGGAAAUAGUGCUUUCAGCAGUGGCUCUUUCCAACUUGAUUUUCAGACUUGAUCCUCUCAUGUACCAAUGUCUCCAUUGUGAUUAUGAUCUUGGAAAUCCUAAGCAGCCAGAACAUCUCCAUGUAAGAUAUAAAGGGCAGUGAUUCCUAGAGCGCAUGGACUGUGGGAACUAGGAUUUUUAAAUUUUAUGGAAACCUUAUUCUAGACAAUGUAAGAAGACAAAAUUUUUUGUAAGUUCUUGAAAUUGAAAUAUUUAAGAACCACUAGUGUCUCAUCCAAGUGCACAGGAUUUCUAAAAGUUCAGGCAUGCCAUAUCUUGAGUUGAACCAAAGCAAGAAUCUUGGAGGUUGUGGACGGGCUGCCUGUAGCUAUUCAUGUCUGAUAGAUUAGGUCAUGCUGUGGCAUGGUUGCAGAAAAAAAAAGAAAAAAAAAAAGUAAAUGAUUUUAUCACAAGUCACUUGCCAGUGGAGAUGUACUUGGUACUUGGUACUUGAGAGAGUUAAUGCUCUGUUAUCUUUUGACUUGCUGUGUAUUUAUUGCUUCAGAGUAUCAUGUGUGGUUUGACUUUACAGAAUUUGUCAUUGUACUACGUGCUUUGCAACACCAGAUUGUCAACGCAAAACUGAAGAAUUCUUCAUCAGUAUACAAUAAAUUAGAUUUCAUUGACUAAAA
This is a messenger RNA of Scylla paramamosain (green mud crab), 8304 nucleotides long. RefSeq names its product WD repeat domain phosphoinositide-interacting protein 3-like. Lineage: Eukaryota; Metazoa; Arthropoda; Malacostraca; Decapoda; Portunidae. The record is from RefSeq and is a predicted model, not a curated record. Gene Ontology annotation, biological process: nucleophagy; protein localization to phagophore assembly site; autophagy of mitochondrion. Gene Ontology annotation, cellular component: extrinsic component of membrane; phagophore assembly site membrane; cytosol. Gene Ontology annotation, molecular function: phosphatidylinositol-3-phosphate binding; protein binding; phosphatidylinositol-3,5-bisphosphate binding. The coding region runs from base 107 to 1144 and encodes 345 amino acids. The transcript is spliced from 8 exons.